UUUCAGUACGACACUUCCUGGUGUGGCCCAUGUUCCUUUCCUGACAGCCGCCGUCGUUCAGGAGCGGAGACCGUUGAUAGUUGCAGUUAUGUCGGCAGCUGCUUCGGGGACCAGCAAGGCGGCCCACGGCGAUGUGGCUGCGAAGAGAAAGAAGGGACCCGGUGCCCUGGCCACGGCAUAUCUCGUCAUUUACAACGUUGUUAUGACAGCGGGGUACGUAGCGUGUUUCCUCGUGCUAAUGCUGCUGGUCAUUUUCUAUGAUCAUUUUUCUCUUUUACAGAUACUGCACUGUGCUGUAGGAAUCGUACCAUCCUCUGUGGUCCUGACUGGAUUCCAGGUCAUGUCCCGGGUCUUCCUCACGUGGGCUGUCACGCACAGUGUCAGAGAGGUACAUUCCCCCCCGCCUCUCCCAGUCUUUCCCCAGCUCUACUUCCACAUGAUCCGGCAGAGGAAGAAGGUGCUGGGUCACAUAGAGGACUACGGCAAAGUGGAGUGAGCCCAGCGGCAUUCAGCGAGCUUCAAACGAGGGGGGAGAAAAUGAAAAAAGAAACCAAAACAUCAAACAAACGAGGAACAAAAUUACGCUCAUUGGAAACCCGACCAGGUUUAAACUGCCAGAACUGACCUGGCAGACGGUCCAAUUAUCAAGUAACUUUCUUUAAUACAGCCGUUGUUUUGGUUGUACACAAAGAACUGGUGUUAUCUUUUUGUUUUGUUUUUUCUCUUUUAUAUUAUUCACGAACAAACUUACAGAGCUACUUUUGUUUAGUCAGAGAGCUCGCAGCUGUGAAGGAUCUGUAUUUUGACUUGGGUACAGUUGAGCGGCCGUCUGAGCAGUGAGCAGAGCUCCAUCACGUAAAGCUUGAUUCGAAUUAUACAGCGAUAUAAUUCAUACCUCUCCUUGCUUCCCUUCCCCUCUUUUUAAAUGAAACUUUAAAAACAAGUAGAGUAGAUUUGUUGAAUCCCCACGACUCGUAUUUUGGUUUCUUUUCAGACGCUUUGCUUUAGAAAGAACGAUGUGAAGUCUAAUACUGAAAAUUGGUGUCUGUAGGUUUUGCAGGUACAGUGUUCGUUGCUGCAAACUGUGGUCCAGAUGUUUGUGUUCUGUCAUUUAUUUUAUUUAAAAGUUUGAUUACAUUCCUAAUUUAGUUCAAUAAACCUUUCAUUCCAUGCUUGCA
This is a messenger RNA of Neolamprologus brichardi, 1178 nucleotides long. The record is from RefSeq and is a predicted model, not a curated record. Lineage: Eukaryota; Metazoa; Chordata; Actinopteri; Cichliformes; Cichlidae.